AUGGGAUGGAGCAGGCCCUGGAAAGGCCCCAGGGGAGGGGAUGGUGGGAAAAGAAGCAGGGGAGGGGGCCCUGGGGAGCUUGCAGCCCCCAGCAGCAGGAGGAGGAGCGCCGGCGCCCCCGAUCCCCUCCCCGCCUUCCUGGCAUGGUGCGGGCGCGCCGGCGUGGAGCUCAGCCCGAAGGUGCGGCUGAGCCGGGAGGGCGCGGUGGCGGGGUACGGCAUGGUGGCCACCGAGGAGCUGGAGGCGGGAGAGGUCUUGGUCACCCUCCCUCGCACGGCGCUGCUCUCCCAGCACACCACCUCCAUCCAGGGGCUCCUGCGGGAAGCCCAGGAGUCCCUGCAGAGCCAGUCCGGUUGGGUGCCGCUCCUGCUGGCCCUGCUACAUGAGUACACAGCCAGCAACUCCCACUGGCAGCCUUAUUUCUCCCUCUGGCAGGACUUCAAGAACCUGGAUCACCCCAUGUUCUGGCCUGAAGAAGAGCGAACAAGGCUCCUGCAGGGCACAGGCAUCCCAGAAGCUGUGGACAAAGACCUGGCUAACAUCCACCUAGAGUACAGCUCCAUCAUCCUGCCUUUCAUGGAGUCCCACCCCAACAUCUUUGACCCCAAGCUGCACACGCUGGAGUUGUACAAGCAGCUGGUGGCAUUUGUCAUGGCCUACAGCUUUCAGGAACCUUUGGAGGAGGAAGAUGAAGAUGAGAAGGGGCCCAAUCCUCCCAUGAUGGUGCCUGUAGCAGAUAUUUUGAAUCACGUGGCCAACCACAACGCCAACCUGGAAUACUCUCCCCAAUGUUUGCGUAUGGUUACAACACGACCCGUCGGCAAAGGACAGGAGAUCUUCAACACCUACGGGCAGAUGGCCAACUGGCAGCUCCUGCACAUGUACGGCUUUGCAGAGCCGUACCCUGGCAACACCAACGACACGGCCGACAUCCAGAUGGUGACAGUACGCAAGGCAGCGCUGCGGCGUGCCAGAAGCGAAGCGGAGCAGCGGCUGGUCUCGGAGCAGUGGGACUUCUUGUGCCAGCUGGAGAUGGUGGGGGAGGAAGGCGCCUUCGUGCUUGGCUGGGAGGAGGUGCUGACAGAAGAAGAGCUGUCCACAACUCUGAAGGUGCUGUGCAUGUCGGAAGAAGAAUUCAAGGAGUGUAAGGAACAAGAUGGCUGGGAGGACGACAGUGAGGAAGAGGAAAACUCCACCCUUUCUAACGAGGCUCUCGCCAGACUUAAAACCCCUUGCAAGAAGCUCCUUUACGACAGCGUGCUGCUGACCCUGGAGUCCUACGGGUCAGACUUGAAAGCAGAGCAGGACUUGCUAAACAACAAGGAGGCUUACGAGAAACUGAGCCGAAGGGAGCAGCAAGCUUUGCACGUGCGCUAUGGACAGAAAAGGAUCUUGCAUCAGCUGCUAGAGCUGGUAGGGUAGAAACCUCACCACUCCUGGGAACGAACUGCCCGGAACUCUGCUUGGGAAGAGGUCAGGUCAGCCU
Molecule: messenger RNA, 1486 nt
Organism: Charadrius vociferus (killdeer)
Lineage: Eukaryota; Metazoa; Chordata; Aves; Charadriiformes; Charadriidae
Gene: SETD6
Product: SET domain containing 6
Exons: 9
Coding region: 1-1422 (473 amino acids)
Biological process (GO): peptidyl-lysine monomethylation
Cellular component (GO): nucleus
Molecular function (GO): protein binding; protein-lysine N-methyltransferase activity
Source: RefSeq, a predicted model, not a curated record